Sphenostylis stenocarpa is the source of this 1575-nucleotide messenger RNA. NCBI's taxonomy places the organism in Eukaryota, Viridiplantae, Streptophyta, Magnoliopsida, Fabales, Fabaceae. The record is from the annotation of a GenBank genome assembly.
AUGGCAACUCCGAAGCCAGAGGAGAUAAGCCACCCACCAAUGGACCAACUUCAAGGCUUAGAGUACUGCAUAGACUCAAACCCUUCAUGGGUGGAGUCAAUAUUUUUGGGUUUCCAGCAUUACAUUUUGGCCUUAGGAACUGCAGUCAUGAUUCCUUCAUUUCUUGUGCCUUUGAUGGGUGGAACUGAUGGUGAUAAAGUAAGGGUGGUGCAGACCUUGCUUUUUGUUGAAGGAAUUAAUACACUUCUGCAGACACUCUUUGGAACCCGGUUGCCAACAGUGAUAGGAGGGUCUUAUGCAUUUAUGGUCCCCAUUAUAUCGAUAAUUCAUGAUUCCUCAUUGACAGGGAUAGAGGACCCACAUUUGAGAUUUCUUAACACCAUGAGAGCUGUACAAGGGGCAAUGAUAGUGGCAUCAAGCAUACAAAUUAUUUUGGGUUUUAGUCAAUUAUGGGCCAUUUGCUCUAGGUUUUUCAGCCCACUUGGAAUGGUUCCAGUAAUUGCAUUAGUUGGUUUUGGGUUAUUUGACCGAGGCUUCCCUGUGGUUGGUCAUUGCGUUGAAAUUGGAAUUCCCAUGUUAAUUCUGUUUGUAGCCUUUUCUCAGUACUUGAAAAAUUUUCAUACAAGACAGCUACCCAUACUAGAGCGAUUUGCUCUACUUAUAUCAACCACAGUGAUAUGGGCAUAUGCACAUCUUUUAACAGCAAGUGGAGCAUACAAACACCGUCCUGAAUUAACCCAACAUAAUUGCAGAACAGACAGGGCCAACCUCAUAUCUUCUGCUCCAUGGGUAAAGAUCCCAUACCCUCUUGAGUGGGGUGCUCCAACAUUUGAUGCUGGUCAUGCUUUUGGAAUGAUGGCUGCUGUUUUAGUCUCCUUAAUUGAGUCAACUGGAGCAUACAAAGCUGCAGCACGUCUAGCAAGUGCAACUCCACCUCCAGCUCAUGUUCUGAGCCGUGGUAUUGGUUGGCAGGGAAUUGGAAUAUUGUUGAGUGGCCUUUUUGGAACACUGACUGGUUCAACAGUUUCUGUAGAGAACGUGGGGCUUCUAGGAAGUACUCGUGUUGGGAGUCGAAGAGUCAUUCAAAUUUCAGCUGGUUUUAUGAUAUUCUUCUCAAUGUUAGGAAAAUUUGGAGCUUUAUUUGCAUCAAUACCCUUCCCCAUUUUUGCAGCUGUAUACUGUGUUCUGUUUGGCCUUGUGGCUUCUGUGGGCCUAUCAUUCUUGCAGUUCACUAACAUGAACUCAAUGAGGAACCUCUUCAUUACUGGUGUAUCCCUUUUCUUAGGCUUUUCCGUUCCUGAGUAUUUCAGAGAGUACACUUCAAAGGCCCUUCAUGGUCCUACUCAUACAAGGGCUGGAUGGUUCGAUGAUUUCCUCAACACUAUAUUCUUCUCUUCUCCAACUGUUGCAUUGAUUGUUGCUGUGUUCUUGGACAAUACUCUUGAUUACAAGGAAAGUGCCAAAGAUAGGGGAAUGCCAUGGUGGGCAAAGUUUAGAACAUUUAAUGGAGAUAGCCGGAAUGAAGAGUUUUAUACCCUUCCUUUCAACCUCAACCGGUUUUUCCCUCCUCGGUAG